UGACUUUCCCCCAAAACUCUUUCUACGUCUAACAAUGGAGGAUCUUGAUCCAACCUAUAUCCAAGCACCAGAGCAUAGAUCAGAUUCAAAUUUCAUCCCUAACCAACCCGAAGAAAUACCUGUGAUCGAUCUAUCGCGCCUCGAUGACCCCGAAGAUGUCCAAAACGUUAUCUCAGAGAUCGGUGAUGCUUGUGAAAAAUGGGGAUUUUUUCAGGUGAUUAAUCAUGGUGUGCCUUCUGACGCAAGGCAACGUGUAGAGAAGACUGUGAAGAUGUUUUUCGAUUUGCCUAUGGAAGAGAAGAUAAAGGUGAAGAGAGACGAAGUGAAUCCUGUAGGGUAUCAUGAUGGAGAACACACCAAGAACGUUAAAGAUUGGAAAGAAGUGUUUGAUAUUUAUUUCAAAGAUCCAAUGGUUAUUCCUUCUUCUACAGAUCCUGAAGAUGAAGGUUUACGACUUGUUUACAACAAGUGGCCUCAAUCUCCUUCUGAUUUCAGGGAGGCAUGUGAAGUAUAUGCAAAACACGCUGAAAAAUUAGCGUUCAAGCUCUUGGAACUGAUUUCAUUAAGCUUAGGCUUACCAAAAGAGCGUUUUCAUGACUACUUCAAAGAACAAAUGAGUUUUUUCAGGAUAAAUCGUUAUCCACCGUGUCCAAGACCUGACCUAGCUUUAGGUGUUGGUCACCACAAAGAUGCAGACGUUAUUAGUCUAUUGGCUCAAGAUGAAGUUGGAGGAUUACAAGUGAGUCGUAGAUCGGACGGUGUUUGGUUUCCGAUUAGACCCGUCCCUAAUGCUCUUGUCAUCAAUAUAGGCAAUUGUAUGGAGAUUUGGACGAAUGAUAAGUAUUGGAGUGCUGAACAUAGAGUGGUGGUGAACACAACAAGAGAGAGAUACUCAAUACCAUUCUUCUUGCUGCCUUCACACGAUGUGGAAGUGAAGCCAUUAGACGAGAUUGUGAGUCCUGAAAACCCUCCAAGAUACAAAGGCUAUAAAUGGGGCAAGUUCUACGUCAGUAGGAACAGAAGCGAUUUUCGAAAACUGGAAAUCGAAAACAUCCAGAUCGAUGACUUUAAAGUUAAAACUUAAUAUACUAUGUGUCGAUUGUUUUUUUACCAAGCUAUGAUAUUAAUCAAAUAAUGUGUGUGGGACUGAAUUUGUGUCGGAGACAAUAAAUUUGAUAGUAGCUUUUUGUGUAUUGGAAGUGGCAAUUAUUAAGAGAGAGUAAUAUUUCACCGGAUUAAAAAGUGUUUACAAGU
Arabidopsis arenosa is the source of this 1254-nucleotide messenger RNA. NCBI's taxonomy places the organism in Eukaryota, Viridiplantae, Streptophyta, Magnoliopsida, Brassicales, Brassicaceae. The record is from the annotation of a GenBank genome assembly.